Molecule: messenger RNA, 2326 nt
Organism: Poecilia reticulata (guppy)
Lineage: Eukaryota; Metazoa; Chordata; Actinopteri; Cyprinodontiformes; Poeciliidae
Source: RefSeq, a predicted model, not a curated record
CUUUUCCUCACAUYGGUCGCAGCCAAACAUUGAGGGUAAGUUGUUGCUGGAGCUUUUUCCCGUACUGCCUUUGUAAAUCUCACCGUUUAUGCUGCACACAAGUUGGGAUGUCGAUUAAAGGCSAUACUUUGACAUUUGUACGGGAGCGUUGAUCUGCCGCUCACGGUAAUAAAUAAUAAAUACGUAAUAAAUCCCCGUGUGUGUUCUGGYUUAUUUGAGAGAACAUGUUUCAGAUUGUUUGUUCCUUUUCGUCUCAGUGUCGGACUGCGACUCAUUCAGUGACCGUUUCAUAGAGAUAUGCAACAAGGACGAGCGGGUAAAAACAGGUUGAAGACGUAUUUUGACUGUAAUUUGUUCUCUGGAGCAGAAGGGGCCAGUAAUGCACCAUUAAGUUGAACGCUARCUACUGCUAAACAAGAAGAGGUUCUUCAAGGCAGGUCUGUGUUCUACCUGUCUUCUGCAAGUCUUAUUUCUUUUUUGUUUCUCAUACUAUUAAUUUUUUGUCCCAUGGAUUCUCAAAUCACCCUUCUAUCGGGGCAUUCGUGAAUUACUGAACCUGCAGUGUUCAACUGUCUUUGUUGUUAUUCAGUAAUUUAGCAAACUAUAACAUUGGCAGUCUUGCGUGUAAAGACAAAUGGAUUGUUAUUAACGCAAACCGUUUUAGAAAAACUUGGCACAUUUAUUUUUACAGACGAGAAAAUAAACUUGAUUCUAUUUUACUUGCAUUAUUUCAUUAGUUUGUGUAAUUUUUCACAUAAUGUAGUWAAUCUGAUGUAAUGUGUAGAAAUAUGCAAUGAAAGGAAAGGGUUAAGCUGGAGGCCCAGUCAACAGCUCUGCAGCUGAGCUAACAGGACCUUCUACUCAGGCAGCUUUCAGUAAGAGGCUUAAUCAGACCACUUUUAUUAACUUUGUUUAAAAAGUUCAAAUCUUCAUCUGAUCAUCUUUAAAUUCUCACUGCUCUCAUCUGUUUUAUUUGAAUUGUAGGAUGUCUGGGAGGUUUCAUUCCUGCAAGACCGAAGACCACACACACACACACGUGCCUGGCAGGAGAUUUGAAAAUAAAUAUGUUACACAGUAACAAGAUUAGCAGAGAGGGGAAGCAAAGAGAAACAAGGGAUUGAAAGAGACAAAAGACGAACUUUGCUCCCAAAGGCAGAGACUGCUCUGCAGGAGAGAUCAAGCUAGUUGCAACAAGCAAGAGAUAAGAAAAGCAAGUGAAACUUCUCAAUGGCAUACCGACUUUUUGAAGGGAAGGAACACGCUUCCAUCUACCAACAGUAUCGGUUUACGCCUCCAUCUGGGCUGAAGGAUGUUAUCAUUCAGUACUUGGACAAAAAGAAGGGACAGCCGCAUGUGCUUGCUGUAGACCUGGGAUGUGGAACAGGUCAGCACACUCGACUAAUUGCGGCACAUUUCAAAGAAGUGGUUGGCAUUGACAUCAGCGACUUCCAGCUGGAGGAGGCCCGGGCCGUGCCGGGAUACGCUAACAUCACAUACCGUAAGGGGACAGCAGAAGAGCUUCCUUUUGAGGACGGUACUGUAGAUUUAUUGACAGCAGCUUCGGCAGCACAUUGGUUCGACCCGACCAGGUUUCUGCUUGAGGCCGAUCGGGUCCUGAAGCCGCGGGGCUGCAUGGCUCUGCUGGGCUUCACGGACUGUAACAUCAGACUAAACUAUAAGGACUGCGGAGAGAAGCUAAACCACAUAUACCAGGAGGUGAAGGAGUUGCUGCGGCCAUACACAAGCAACCCAGUCGCUGCGUCAGAGAGUAAACUGGAAGACUUGUACUCUGCCAUACCCUUUCCAGACAAGGAAAGGAUUGAGAGUUUUAAGUGCAAAUCCAUGAUCUCUAUCAGGACAUUGGUGGGUUUUAUUAGCAGUUGGUCCAUGUACAAUUCUUACAAGAGAAAAGACCCACAAGCGGCUGAAGACAUGCUGGUCAAGAUUCAGAAGCGGUUCCUGGAUGAAAUGGGCGUCACUUCUGUUGACACUGAAAUAGAGCGGGAGUGGGAAUAUUUCUGCGUCCUCGCUUCAAAGCCGCAAUAACCAACACCGCAAACAGAAUCUGAGAUUCUUGUGUGUUUGCAUUCUAAAACGUGUGUAAAAUCUCUCCUUGCACCCUAAAUUUCUGCGACACACUUGAAUGUUUACCACAGGGAAAGUGAAAUAUUCCAGGAAUUAUGUAACUUUUUUGAGAUUUUUAUAAUGUAUAGUAUUAUUCUAUUGUAAAAGCAAACCUGCUUUGUUACUUUCAUGCAUGUUUGAGGAAACCUUGAAUCUCCCAUGGCAACCAUUCAGGAAAGAGCAGGAGCUUCUUAAAGAAACA